GUACCCAUCAAAGACCAAUUAAUUGUAAACCUAAAAUCAAUUGCCCGACUGUGUAAUACAAUUGUUGAUCGGUGGUCUGAAUGCGAUCGCGGAGGACGACGAUUAGGUCGGAUAAUCUUUUCCGAUAGCUGGAAUUGCUGCCGUGCCACAAUAAAAAAUACUUCUUUUCUGAAAAUCACAGUAGUAGUUCAUUCGAGAUUUUCCACGAUUUUCAAGAUUCAGAAAUCCGGUUUCAAUCGACUGGAGAUGGCAGAUUGUCAUUUUCCAGUUCUGUUUAAAGUCCUCUGUGGUUUUGAUUGCUUCAAAUUUACUCUGCAAAUCCUAAAGCCUCCAAUGGCAUCUUCUGGAGACUCCUGGGUAAGGGAAUAUAAUGAAGCAGUCAGACUUUCUGAUGACAUCACGAACAUGAUAUCUGAAAGGAACUCGCUGCCAGCAUCUGGGCCAGAAGCCCAACGGCAUGCAUCUUCUAUACGGAGGAAAAUAACCAUACUGGGAACUAGACUGGACAACCUACAAUCUCUUCUAUCAAAGCUUCCUGGCAAGCAAUCUUUGUCAGAGAAAGAAAUGAAUCGUCGUAGGGACAGGGUGUCUAAUUUGAGAUCAAAAGUGAACCAGAUGGCUUCCACUUUGAACAUGUCAAAUUUUGCGAAUAGGGACAGUUUACUUGGCCCUGAGAUAAAGCCUGUUGAUGCAAUGAGCAGAAUUAGUGGCCUUGACAACCAUGAACAAGAUGAGGGUCUUGAGAAACUGGAGGAGACAGUGAUAAGCACCAAACACAUUGCACUGGCAGAUAAUCUAGAUGAACAUGUCGAGGUGACAGACUCCAGAUUGCAGCGAGUACAGAGGAGGCUUGCAAUAUUGAACAAGAGGACUAAGGGUGGCUGCUCCUGCUUGUGCCUCCUCCUAUCUGUCAUAGGGAUUGUGGUUUUGGUUGCCAUCAUAUAUUUGUUGGUCAAAUAUUUGUAAUUUAAGAAAGGUUAAGUUCAAACUUCCUCGUGUGCUUUUGUUUUUAUGGAUUUAUAUAAUUAUGUUGGUAUAAAGAAGAGCUAAAGGCAGGACAGGUAAUGCCGUGUAUUUGCUUUCACAAGGACUGAUGGAUUUCCAGAUUGUUUGUCAUGUAUAUAAUUACAUGAUUUGGUUUGGUGCAAAAUUGUACUUAAUAUUAUUAGAAUCUUUUCUGCCUUGAAGAGAACUUAUGUUGAUGGUUGACGAUAUUGGUAUACCUCUAUGUUAACUCGUUUUAUUUUUUAUUCGGAUUUGUUGUCAAAUGUAAGUCAUUUUUAUGGAUUAGUCUUGAUUUAGUCAUGUAAAAGUGG
Striga asiatica is the source of this 1316-nucleotide messenger RNA. The record is from the annotation of a GenBank genome assembly. NCBI's taxonomy places the organism in Eukaryota, Viridiplantae, Streptophyta, Magnoliopsida, Lamiales, Orobanchaceae.